This is a messenger RNA of Thermochaetoides thermophila DSM 1495, 1041 nucleotides long. RefSeq lists its product as uncharacterized. The transcript has a single exon. NCBI's taxonomy places the organism in Eukaryota, Fungi, Ascomycota, Sordariomycetes, Sordariales, Chaetomiaceae. The record is from RefSeq and is a predicted model, not a curated record. Bases 1 to 1041 code for a protein of 346 amino acids.
AUGGCGAUUUAUACCUCACCGACGUCACCGGCCCCUAACCGGCCAACAACCAAUUGCGCUCGACGACUCACUUUCCUCGACCUACCCCCCGAAAUCCGUCUCCAGAUCUACUGCCACCUCCUCUCCCUCACUCCCCUUCUCCCAUGCUCCCCUUCAAAAGGCUACCCAGCCCCAAUUCCAGACCGCUAUGAGGUAGCUCCCAUUCUCAUUCCUCCCAGCCCAGCCGACGACGACACCUCACCGCAGUUACCGAAAUCCGACCAAAACAAUACCAACAAUCAAACCGCCCUCAGACUAAAGAGCUUGUUGUUACUAUCCCCGGAUCGUCCCCAAUCCUACCUCCCCUCCUCCCUCCUCCUCACCAACCGUCAAAUCUACCUCGAAUCCCGCCACCUGCCCUUCACAACCUCUGAAUUCAUUUUCCUCUCCUGCUUCGGAAAUAGUGCCGGAGUAGCAGGGGCAAGGGCUUUCUUCAAACGACUUAAGCCGUGGCAGCAGGAGGCUGUCCGGUGGCUCAGGAUCGAGGUUUGUUUGGGAGAUUUGGUGGGAUGCAAUGGAGGGAGUAACCAAGAAUGGGGGAAGAUCUGGAGGGAGCUGUGUGGCAUGUUAUUGGGCCUGAGAGGGUUGAGGAUUAGGGUCGGGGUGUCGGUUCUUGGGAGAGAGGAUAGAUCGGACGAAGAGACGACCAAGGAGAAGGUGAAGAGUAGGGGCGACAACUAUAAGGGACCGUUGGAUCGGUGGGUUGAGGAGAGGGAACGGGAAGACGAGAGAGGGAUGUGGAGGUGGGUUGAAGAAGGGUUGGGGAGGAUGCCGGGGUUGAGGCAGGUCGAGAUUGAGGUGUGGGAUGAUCGGCCCGGAUGGAGGAAGGUUGGGGAGGAGGAGAGGGUGAGGUUUUGUGGGAGGGUAAGGGAGGUGUUGAAUCGAGGACGGGGAGAGAGGGGGAUGGUGAAGGUUGUGUGCGUGAGGAGGGUGAGUUCGCCGCCGAAGGGUAGGGAACUUUUCAGUGGGGGAAUGGUGAUGCCGUUGGUUUAUGAUGAUUAA